Molecule: messenger RNA, 984 nt
Organism: Macadamia integrifolia
Lineage: Eukaryota; Viridiplantae; Streptophyta; Magnoliopsida; Proteales; Proteaceae
Exons: 1
Coding region: 47-775 (242 amino acids)
Source: RefSeq, a predicted model, not a curated record
UCCACCCUCAAGCCUCUCCAAAACAGAAAUCUGACAAAAACCCACCAUGAAGAUCGAUAAGGAGAUCUUUCACUCUAGUCACCCACAACACAAACUGAAGCUCCAGUACACAGAAGUCCCCUUCAACUGCGAUGGGUGCAAGGAAGCUGGCAUUGGCCUCAAAUACAAGUGCGAGCAAUGCGAAUUUGACCUACACAAGGCCUGCGCCGUGGCGCCUCCUAUCAGUACUACUCACCCCUUCUACAAGAAAUGUGAAUUCAGGUUCUAUGAAAGACCACCAGGCAAUGUCAUGAGGAUAUGUGAUGCUUGCAGGAAUGAUGUGUUAGGGUUUGUGUAUCACUGCAACAAGUGUGGUUUUGAUCUUCACCCAUGUUGUGCAAACCUCCCACAAGUCCUAGAUGAUGGGAAACACAACUUGUAUCUGUGCCUUAAGCUUUCAAGUUCUUGUCAUUGUUGUGGUGGGAAAGGUCCUGGUUGGUCUUAUAGGUCUGAGUGUAAGAACUAUAACCUUCAUGUGUCUUGUGUGAAGGAGUUGCUUAUGGAGAGUUGGCAAGCUAUGUAUCUUAAUGUGGACAAGAACAAGGUAAGGGAGUUGCAGACUAGAAUCCCAAGUCUUAAAGGAACUUUGCAAAGCCAUCAUCAUAGGGGGAAAGGUGGGAAGGUAAAGAAGUGUUGCCAGAUUGCUGCUGGUGCAGUUCGUGUUAUAAUCUCAGCAAUUCUUGGAGAUCCUACGGUUAUAAUAGGUGCUGUAGUUGGGGCUUUAAUAUCCAACUGAAUGGGUGGGUUUAUACUUAUAUGUGGGCUUCUAGGUUUUGGCUCUGAUGUGUCUUUGUUUGUAUAAAUGGCAAUAACAUAUUUUAUUGUCUUAUUUUUAUUUUUUUCCAAGUCAGUGGUGGUUUGCAAGAGUGUGAAGAACUAUUUUUGAGAUCCGGUUGGUGUUUGUGUGUGAACCAUAGUUAUUAAAUAAAUUGUUUGGUUUCUACA